Strongylocentrotus purpuratus (purple sea urchin) is the source of this 2771-nucleotide messenger RNA. Its product is annotated as myosin-11-like. Bases 1 to 2628 code for a protein of 875 amino acids. The transcript is spliced from 5 exons. Gene Ontology annotation, molecular function: protein binding. Gene Ontology annotation, biological process: signal transduction; protein ubiquitination. Lineage: Eukaryota; Metazoa; Echinodermata; Echinoidea; Camarodonta; Strongylocentrotidae. Gene Ontology annotation, cellular component: BRCA1-BARD1 complex. The record is from RefSeq and is a predicted model, not a curated record.
AUGGCUUCUUCAAAAGCGGAUUGUAAGACAAGAGUGGCUACAUUACGACAUGAAAUCUUGUCGUACAAACCAGGCAAGGCUGUAUCUUGUGAUGAUGAACGAGUGGUGUUUCCUGAUAAGCUUGUCGUUGGCCGCGUCCCUCAUUGUGCUAUAUUUCGUUACGGAGACUUCCCUAAAGGUAGAAAUGAAUUGAAGCAGCUCGGGAUCACUGAUAUGUACGAAGUAACUGACAGUGGUGGCACUCAAUCAUAUAAGGAUAAGUUGCAGUUGCUUGACCUUCUACGUGGAUGCCUUUAUGAAGGCGACAGAACGUUAGCAGCUAAUGAUCUGGAGAAGAUGUGCAAGAAUCCAAGAUGUACGUUGUCCUAUGAGAAAACCAAGAAAGAGGUGAAAGAGGCGAAAGAAGCAAAUCAGAAGAUGUUCACAGAGGUCCAAGAGCAAAAUCAGGAAUUAAAGAAAGGGAGAGAGGAAGACAGAGAAAGAUCUGAGAAAGAGAAGCGCUCAUUGGCAGCAGAAAUGACGAAGAAACUCGAGUGUAAACAACAGCAUGUAGACACUUUGACGGAAACCGUACGGGAGAAAGAACGAAAUGAGACGACUCUAAGACAGCAAGUUGAGGAGUUAAAGAAAGGAAGAGAGGAAGACAGAGCAAGAUCUAAAAAAGAGCAGCGCUUAUUGGCAGCAGAUAUGACGAAGAAACUUGAGUCUAAGCAACAGCAUGUAGACACUUUGACGGAAACCGUACGGGAGAAAGAACGAAAUGAGACGACUCUAACACAACAAGUUGAGGAGCUAAAGAAAGGAAGAGAGGAAGACGGAGCAAGGUCUGAGAAAGAGAGACGCUCAUUGGAAGGUGAUAUGACGAAGAAACUCGAGUCUAAGCAACAUCAUGUAGACACUUUGACAGAAACCGUAGGGGAGAAAGAGCGAAAUGAGACGACUCUAACACAAGUCGAAGGAAGAGAGGAAGACAGAGCAAGAUCUGAGAAAGAGAAGCGCUCAUUGGCAGCAGAUAUGACGAAGAAACUUGAGUCUCAGCUACAACAUGUAGACACUUUGACAGAAAUCGUAGGGGAGAAAGAGCGUAAUGAGACGACUCUAACACAACAAGUUGAGGAGCUAAAGAGAGGAAGAGAGGAAGACAGAGUAAAAGCUGAAAAAGUCAGAGGAAGAUCUGAGGAAGCAAAGCGCUCAUUGGCAGAAGAAAUGAGGAAGAAACUCGAUUCUAAGCAACAGCAUGUAAACACUUUAACAGAAACCGUAGGGAACAAAGAGCGAAAUGAGACGACGCUGACACAACAAGUUAAAGAGUUAGAGAAAGGAAGAAAGCAAGACAGAGCAAGAUCUGAGAAAGAGAAGCGCUCAUUGGCAGCAGAUAUGACGAAGAAACUCGACUCUCAGCAACAACGCGUAGACACUUUGAUAGAAACCGUAAGGGAGAAAGAACGAAAUGAGACGACUCUAAGACAGCAAGUUGAAGAGCUAAAGAAGGAGCAUGACUAUAAGGAACAGCUUUUGGAGCAACUUGAGCGUGAGACCUGGAAGCUGAGAACCAAAAUUCAACUAGAAAGUGAGAUACGAUCUGCAGAGCAGAAGAAGAAAGCAGAGACACAUCAAUGGAGUUUCAUUCCUUGGGUGACCUCUGGGAAACAAGCUCAGGGUGGCACAUCAUCAUUUGAGGAUAAUUCAAGCGGAGGACUGGGAAGAAGUGAAACAUUACAAGCAGGAGAGGAGCCCCCAGAUGAUGAGUUUGCAGGCAUAUUACAGCAGAUAGCUGACGAUCUUUACGAUGAAGCCAAGAUCGACAGCCUUGCUGGUCAGCUGGGAAUCCUACAUGGUGAUAUACAGAGAGCGCUCAUGACCAAUGUGAAGUUCAACCGAGUUACCAGUGAUGGAACUCGUCACAUGCUGAAACAAUGGAGAGAAGGUGUGUCCAGGGAAGAUGAACGGAUUGUGCUAACGAAGGCGCUAAAAGCCGCCAAGUUGGUCAACCUUGCAGACCUGUAUCUCAGCACAGGUGUAGCAGAGGAACAGAUCGAUGAUGAAUAUGCCAACGAAGACGUCAAUGAUCAUCAGCUCUCUUAUAGAGAUGAGACCUCUCUAGAAGAGGACCGGACCAAAGGACACACUGACAUCCAGGUACUUCAGGAAGCUACAGCGAGCAGUAACCAUACUUCUCGAGAUGGGCAUUCCGGAGACACGGCUACCAAAACCCAGGAAGAAUUGACAGAUGGAAGUAAGAGUAAACAUCUUGACCAAUCACCGGAGCGCAGUACAGAGGACUUGGAUGAAUCUGAAGUGACUUCUGAAGAAGUGUCCUCUGAAGAAGUUCAUCCUGGUGAUGAUAUGAACAAUGCAAGUAGCAUUCAACCUUCUGAACAAUCGCCACGCCAUGAAAUGCAAGUCCUACCUGAAGAAAUGUCUGAGAUAGCCCCUCUGGUAUCUUCUGGUGAGAAACCCAAAGAUGAAUCCACCACCUUGGAUUACAGCCAUGUAGGUGGAAUCAUAAGUAACGAAGAAGAUCUGAUUUCUCAACUCGUUCUUAUUGAUACAUUCCCGGAGAAAAUAUUGCUUCUGUUCCUCGUAAAGAUAAUAAUGGAUGUUUCCCAGAAAGCACUCAGUUUUUAAGAAUCCCCAGAGAAUCUUCAUCAAGUCAAGUUACUUGCUUCCUCUAUAUAGAAAACAAUGCAUAAUACUUUUAUUAUUUUAGCUUGUGACGUUUCAGGAGCCCGUUUCAUAAAACUUUUUAUCUAUAAAAAAUGCUUAAUUUU